This is a messenger RNA of Rotaria sp. Silwood2, 939 nucleotides long. The record is from the annotation of a GenBank genome assembly. Lineage: Eukaryota; Metazoa; Rotifera; Eurotatoria; Philodinida; Philodinidae.
AUGCGAUUCAUUGCCAAUGUCCUGCUUUUAACCAUCGUAUUUGGUACGUAUGUUUCGGCUGUUCGAAUUGGUUCAUUUAAUUUACAUCAAUAUGGAAGUAAAAAAGCUGCUAAUGCAACAUUAACAAAUAUGGUUGCGGAAAUUAUUAAUGAUUUUGAUUUGGCCAUUAUUCAAGAAAUAACUGAUGCUUCACUCAAGGCUCCUUAUGUUUUACAUGAAGCACUAAACAAAAUUUCAUAUUCAAACCCAUAUACAUUAACAUUAAGUGAACGUGCUGGACGUUCAGCAACAAAAGAACAAUAUGCUUUUUUCAACCGUGAAGCUACAUCAGGUGUUGAAGUUGUUCAAGCUUAUCUUUAUGAAGAUAUUGAAGAUAAUUUUGAACGACCACCUUAUAUUGGUACAUUUAAAGUUAAGAAUCCCGGAAAAUCUGGUAUUGAAUUCUUUACUGUUAUGGAUGUUCAUUUACGACCUGAUGAUGCAUAUGCGGAAUUACUUAGUAUGCGUAUUGUUAUUGAAGAUUUUAUUGCUAGCAAUCCACAAUAUUUUUCUGAAACAUCAACAUCAUUAACCGAUGCUUUAGAACAAAAUGUUAUUAAUGCAACAGUUGAUAAUAAACCAAGUUUGAAAACUAAUCAUCCUAUUUUAAUUGUUGGUGAUUUUAAUGCUGAUUGUGCUUAUAUUUCACUUAGACGUCAACAAUUACUUCAAUCAAUCGAUUAUGUUGAUUUCACAUGGGUGAUUACUAAUCGAGUUAAAACAAACACACGACAAACAUGCACAUAUGAUCGUAUUUUCAUUAAUGGUGAUAAAUUCAUUGAUGCUAUCGUACCAAACAGUAAUACAACUGUUAAUUAUCAAGAACAAUUGAAUAUGACAUUGGCUCAAGCUUUACGUAUCAGUGAUCAUAUGCCAAUUAAAUUCGAUAUUGAAUGGUAA